AUGGCGGCGGAGGAACCAAUGGUCAACGGCGGCACCCUGGCUCUCAAAGAGAGUCACAACCUUGGCGUCAGGCGGCAGCCGGCCGUAAAACUAUAUAGCCAAAACAAAUAUCUCCUAAUCAUGAAAUACAAAGGCAAAAUAAUAAUGGGUCAUAAUGCUAGGGCGUUCCCCAGAAGCGACGAAAUGAUGGCGAACGAUGCGAAUAAUAUUAGGGCGUUCCCCCAAAGCGACGACUUUGACAAAAACAAACGUUUGCAAUUAAACUACAAAAUUAGAAUGGCGACAUGGAACCUAGGCUCUCUCACUGGACGUAGCCAAGAACUAGCAGAAACCCUGAAAAGGAGAAACGUAGACAUAUGCUGUAUACAGGAAUUGAGAUGGAAAGGGUCUAAACCAAGGGAAUUAGGACUAGGAUACCAGCUGGUUUACCACGGGACGAGCAAUAAACAAAAUGGUGUAGGCGUCAUACUUGAUCAGAAACUGAAAGAUAGAAUAGUAAACGUCGAAAGAAAAUCAGACCGCAUCAUAGCACCAAUCGUACUACGGACUUGUGCUCCCGAGUUGGCGCCGGUCUUAACGCGUCUUUUCCGGCAAUCCUAUGCAUUCAGCGUCGUCCCGAACUCCUGGAAGACUGCUUUGGUGCAUCCGAUCCCUAAAAAGGGCAACCGCUCAGACCCGUCCAAUUAUAGGCCUAUAGCCAUCACCUCCUUGUUCUCCAAGGUAAUGGAGUCCAUUAUAAACUGCCAGCUCCUGCGGUACCUAGAGGAGUACCAGCUGAUUAGCGACCGCCAGUACGGUUUCCGUCGGGGUCGCUCAGCCGGUGAUCUUCUAGUUUACCUUACUCAUAGAUGGGCGGAAGCAGUUGAGAGCAAAGGGGAGGCAUUAGCAGUCAGUCUGGACAUAGCGAAGGCCUUCGAUCGCGUGUGGCACAAAGCGCUUCUUUCGAAGCUUCCUUCCUAUGGGCUUCCCGGGAAAUUAUGCAAUUGGAUUACCAGUUUUUUGGCAGAUCGGAGCAUCAAGGUCGUUGUCGACGGUGCAUGCUCUGACUUAAAAUUCGUCAAUGCU
Molecule: messenger RNA, 1065 nt
Organism: Vanessa atalanta (red admiral)
Lineage: Eukaryota; Metazoa; Arthropoda; Insecta; Lepidoptera; Nymphalidae
Exons: 2
Molecular function (GO): catalytic activity
Source: RefSeq, a predicted model, not a curated record